This is a messenger RNA of Cantharellus anzutake, 774 nucleotides long. RefSeq lists its product as uncharacterized. The record is from RefSeq and is a predicted model, not a curated record. The transcript has a single exon. The annotation marks the transcript as partial. Lineage: Eukaryota; Fungi; Basidiomycota; Agaricomycetes; Cantharellales; Hydnaceae.
UUAAUAGCCAGAUGUCAUGCGAAAACUUGGAUUAUUCAUUUGCAUGACGAUUCUGCAACAAACUCUCGUGCUACUGGAGCAGCCUUCUCCUCUUCUAAUCCCACCUCUCAACGAGCACUGAGGGGACAUGUUAUUGUAUUUCCAGCAAAGCCUGAAGCUCUCUCUCGCUUCUUGCCUCCACCCUUGGGAGAGGUGGUAACUGCAAUGUGUGUCGUCUUUGUGGGUUCCACAAUGCCCACAAAGGAUUGGCUAAUGAAAAAUGCUCGUCCCUUGUUAGUGCGACGUGAGAAAGUGCGACUGGCAUUAGAAUGGUUGACUUCCAACAACCCCUUGUAUGCUGAUGUGAUUUUGCAAAAUUCAUGUUUAAAUGAGCUUCCACUUGAUGAUAUCGCACCCGUGCCCAUUGAGCAGCAUGAGAACACUGUGGCAGGUGAAGCCCAAGGUGCACGUUAUGAUCAUUCACUCAGUGAUGAUCCAAUGCUCAAUGGAUCCAGGCUUGAACAGGACAGCAUUCUACAAAGUGUGGUUGUGACAGACAUUGAUAUGCAAGGGUCAAACACUGCUGAAAUGGCUGCUGCUGCAAUUCGCCAUCUCAAACGUCCAAAUGGUGAGAUUGGGAGCCACAUUCAAGUGGGUCAUUCUUCUGACCCUGUGAACCACUAUUCAGAUCCUCAUUUAUUACCACUAUUGUACCCCACAUUGUUCCCUUAUGGAAUUGGAGGUUUUCAUCUGUCUAGGAGAACUCCCUUGAGCUUAGAGAAAAUGGCUAAGCAC